Molecule: messenger RNA, 1617 nt
Organism: Ostrinia furnacalis (Asian corn borer)
Lineage: Eukaryota; Metazoa; Arthropoda; Insecta; Lepidoptera; Crambidae
Gene: serpin-32
Product: serine protease inhibitor 32
Exons: 1
Coding region: 61-1260 (399 amino acids)
Molecular function (GO): serine-type endopeptidase inhibitor activity
Source: RefSeq, a predicted model, not a curated record
AUUGUGGAUAGCAUCGGUUUGCGUCGGAGUCGAACUUAGUUAGUACUAUCUGUGAGUAGAAUGUGGAAGGUUGUAUCAGUGGUGUGCGCGGUUUUCGCAAGCGCGUGCGCAGCGCCGGCAGAAAUACAAAGCUUCGCGUCUAUAAACGAAUUCGCGUUGCAACUACUCGAAAACACUUACGCGUACCAAGACAAUUUUGGGAAGAAGAACAUCGCUAUAUCACCUUUGUCAAUAUGGAGCAUAUUCUCUUUAUUAGCCGAAGGAUCAUCUGGCGAAACGUUCUUGGAAUUAAUGAAAGGAUUAAAACUGCCGAGAGACUUGAGAACGACUCAAGCUUUGCACAGAGCUGUGAAUAAUCAAUUAAAGAGUAACAAAGAAGAUGUCACGUUAAUAGGACAAUCAGCUAUGUUCCCUGAUUGCUCUUUGGAGGUGUUGCCCGAAUUUUGUGAAGCAGCGACGUCUUAUAACACUGACAUUUAUGUGGUGGACCCAUCUAACACCACGAAACUAGCCCAUGAUAUUAAUUUGUACGUGUGCCUCGCUACGGAUGGGCUAAUCGCAAAUGCUGUAACUCCUGAGCUCUUGACAGAUUUAAGAAUGGUCCUGGUGGAUGCUCUUUACUUCAAAGCAAGCUGGACGUACCAAUUCGACCCGUCCCGGACAAAAGAGAGCUCAUUCUUCAACCUCCAAGGGAAGAACAUAGGAUCAGUGAACAUGAUGUACCAAAAAGCACCGCAUAAUAUUGCGUAUCCCGAACAAAUUGAGGCCCAAGUUUUGGAAAUGACUUACGGGAAGAACGGGCAGUAUUCGAUGAUGAUUUUAUUACCUUUCAACGGGGUUCCUACUAACAAAGUUUUGAAGAAUUUGGCUACCAAACCCAUGGAUUGGAUCGCUGAGUUAAGGGAAACUGGCAGUGGCACUGACGUGGAUUGUUUUAUCCCCCGUCUUAAAUUAUCGACUCGUCAGGAUAUGAUAACUCCGUUGCAGUACUCUGGUAUAGUUUCUAUAUUUGAUUCCAAGAAAUCCCAGCUGCCUGGUGUAGCAGACAGUCCUUUGUACGUCACAAAGACGAUUCAGAAUGUUGAGAUCGAAGUCACGGAGGAAGGGACUACGGCAGCAGCGUCAACCGUUGUAGGUUUGGAAAAUCGCAUUCUAGCGCAAAGGUUUGAAGCGAAUAGGGAAUUCAUAUUUUUAAUAAUGGAGAGAAGUUCAAAUGUAAUAUUAUUCGCUGGUGUCUACGGUGAGCCAUCUUUAGAUUGAUUGGUUUUGAAUAUUUGGAAUCUCGAGACGAUGUUUUCUGUGAAGUUGACUAAUUGUAUUAUGAAAAUAAAAACAGAAACAAAAUAAAAUGGACACGCUAUUUUGUUUCUAGAUUUUAUUUCACAUGUAGAUUAAUUUUAUUAUAACUUUAAGCAACAUUCCUGCCACUUAGAAACAUUAAUAAUUUUUGUUUGUAUCUACGAGUAUAAAUCUUUAGAAAGGAUUCGAAAUUGUUUCUUUUUAUUUAAUGUCUCUACAUGUGUUCGUUUUAUAAGUACUAAAACAAAUGUAAGUUAUGGUUGUGUUUCAAUUGUCAUUGCGAUUAAUUAUGGUCAAGUCAAGAUUACGCAUUUCAGA